Messenger RNA from Podarcis raffonei (Aeolian wall lizard), 2617 nucleotides. It is a transcript of the gene PIGT, whose product is annotated as phosphatidylinositol glycan anchor biosynthesis class T. The transcript has 12 exons. The record is from RefSeq and is a predicted model, not a curated record. Bases 30 to 1751 code for a protein of 573 amino acids. Gene Ontology annotation, cellular component: GPI-anchor transamidase complex. Gene Ontology annotation, biological process: attachment of GPI anchor to protein. Lineage: Eukaryota; Metazoa; Chordata; Lepidosauria; Squamata; Lacertidae.
CUCCGCUUUGCCGGGAGCGCAGCGGAGGAAUGGACCCCCUCGGAACGCUGCUGCUGCUGCUCCUCUUGGCGACGAGCGGGGCGGAACAGCCGCGGGAUUCCCUGCGGGAAGAGCUGCUGCUCAGCCCGCUCCCGUCGGGGGACGUGGCCGCCACCUUCCAGUUCCGGACGCGCUGGGAUUCCGACUUGCAGCGGGAGGGCGUCUCUCAUUACCGGCUAUUCCCCAAAGCCCUUGGCCAGCUCAUUUCCAAGUACUCGGUGCGCGAAUUGCAUCUCUCCCUCACUCAGGGCUUCUGGCGGACACGGAGCUGGGGACAGCCUUACUUGCAAGCUCCGGCUGGGGCUGAGCUCUGGGUUUGGUUUCAGGAGUCUGUCUCUGACGUUGACAAAGCUUGGAAAGAUCUCAGCAACAUCCUCUCAGGAAUAUUCUGUGCCUCUCUGAACUUUAUUGAUUCCACCAACACUGUCAUUCCAACAGCAUCCUUCAAACCUCUGGGAUUGGCAAAUGUUACAGACCACCAUUUCCUACGAUAUGCCGUCCUUCCCCGUGAAGUUGUCUGCACUGAGAACCUCACACCCUGGAAGAAGCUGCUGCCAUGCAGCUCAAAGGCUGGCCUGGCUGUUCUGCUGAAGGCUGAGCGCUUGUUCCACAGCAGUUACCACUCCCAAGCUGUGCACAUCCGCCCCAUUUGCAGGGAUGCCUCAUGUUUGAGCAUGUCCUGGGAGCUCAGACAGACCCUCACGGUUGUCUUUGAUUCCUUUGCCAGCGGCCAUGGAAAGAAAGAUUGGUCCCUCUUCAAGAUCUUCUCCCGCACUCUUACUGAAGCGUGCCCACUGGCGUCUCAAAGCAAAGUCUACGUUGACAUUUCCAGUAAAGGCCAGGAGAAAGAGUUACUUGAAGUUUCCCCAGCUCCCUUGUCUGUACAUGAAGCAUCCGUCCAAGGAGACAGGAGAACAUACGCAGUCUAUGAUCUCCUGAACCCGGGACUUUUUAAUGGCUCUCGCAGCCUCAAUGUGCAACUAAAAUGGAAGCGCCCUCAGGAUGGCUUGGAUCUGGCAGUACCUGUGCUCCAUGCCCAGCGCUAUGUGAGUGGCUAUGGCCUCGAGACAGGAGAAAUCAGCACCCUAAUCUAUAACACACACCCAUACCGAGCUUUCCCUGUGCUUCUGCUGGAGACUGUGCCCUGGUAUCUGCGACUCUACAUCCACACGCUGACCAUUAUCACCAAGGGCAAGGAAAACAAACCAAGUUACAUCCACUAUCAGCCAGCUCAGGACCGACAGCGACCCCAUCUCUUGGAAAUGCUGAUUCAGCUGCCGGCAAACUCUGUCACAAAGAUCACCAUCCAGUUUGAGAGAGCCUUGCUGAAGUGGACAGAAUACACUCCUGACCCCAACCACGGGUUUUAUGUGAGCCCAUCUGUUCUGAGUGCCCUAGUGCCCAGUGUCAUUGCGAUGAAAGAGGAAGAUGAAGAUCAAAGUCCACUCUUUGCUUCACUGUUUCCUUCCUUGGACGGCUCCAGCUACUUUGUGCGCCUCUACACAGAACCGCUGCUGGUGAACCUGCCGACGCCAGACUUCAGCAUGCCGUAUAAUGUCAUUUGCUUGACCUGCACAGUGGUAGCUGUUUGCUAUGGCUCCUUCUAUAACCUGCUGACCAGAACCUUCCAUGUAGAAGAACCUAACAGGGGAGGCUUAGCCAAGCGACUGGCGAACAUAAUCCGUAAAAUGAGAGGCGUCCCACUUCUUUGAGGGCAGGCGAUACAGCCGCUUCGUCAAGGAUCUCUACUGCCAAGACUUGCUGGGACAAAGCUGCAAGAAGAUAGGUGGGCUUAAGGCAGAUGUAACACCUGUUUUGCCCUCUAGUUCCUUCACAGCCAAUAAAUCUGCUGUUUGUGCCUGCCUGCCACCAGCUAGGGAAGCAAUCACUGGUACUGGGACUGCAAGAGCAAAAUGCCCAAGGAUGAAGCUUGCUAAUUUAAGGGGAACUUCCAUUUGCCGGAAAAACACUGGAAAUAAACUUGACCUGUUUCUGAACUAUGAUCACCUUGGCCUUGCUCAAACGCUAGAGCCUGCACCACUUAACUCACCAACCUGUUUUUCAUUUUCUUCCACAGCAACUGAUUGCUGUGCUAAUUAUCCUUUUUUGAGCUGUCGUGUAAUGGAUGUAGUUGGAACGCUGAACCUUUUUUCAGGUCAGAGAAAAAAAGCUCGCAGAAAAAAUGCUUGGGGAAAUGGCAAAACCGAAGGCAACUAGAGAGAGUGCAACAGAGAGAAUAAAUAGCAUUUUAGGCCUCAGACUAUCUAAUUUUAGCAUGCUGUCUCUUGCUGUUUUGGAGAAGAGAGUGAGGAUAUGAGGAGGCAGCUAUAAUUGGGAAAAGAAAAUUGCUAGGGGGGGUUCAUUUGGGACUGUGGGGUUUGGGGUGGUCAGGCUGGUCACAGGGGACACUAUGAAAUAAAAGAGAAACCAUGCUGUGUGAGUCGAUACCAACUUGAUUUGCGUUCGUAUCUGCUGGUGAUGGGAAUAACCACUGUUUGCUGCAUAAGAGAGGAAGAAGACAAAAAAAAGAACUGUUAGAGAUGGAUAAGGAAUUCAAUAAAUAAAUGCUGUGUGGUGA